UGUAAGGUUUUAAAUAGCCUACUUAUCUAUUAAAAUGUCGGAAAGUACAUGUAUAAGGAAAUACGGAAGGGGUGCUAUAUGUGCAGUUUACGGUUGUAAUAAUUAUAAGUCUCAAAAAGAUGCAAAGUCCUUUUUUAGAAUGCCAAAAGAUGUCGAAAGAUUAAAAAAGUGGAUUAUAUUUUGUAAGAGAAAAGAUUUAGAUGACUUAUUUAAGGUUAAGGAUUCUAAUUAUUUCUACAAUAACUACGUAAUUUGUUCUGACCAUUUUAAAGUCGAAUGUUUUCGGAACAAAAAUUUGCUGAGCCAGGGGUUAUUACCAAACUCCAAUCCUACAUUAAGACCAAAUGUAACCAGCAAAGUUCAAAAAAGAAAGAAUCAUGAUGAUGAAAUAGCUUCCAACUGCGUGUUAAGCCCUAAGAGAAUGAGGGAAAAUAAAGAAAAUAAAGCUCCCAUGCCAGACGAUCCGGACCAGCAAAAUGAAAUAGCUGCUCUGAAGAAAUUGCUCAAUCAGUAUAAAAAGAAACUAAUAAAUAAGAAUAGUUUAUUAAGUAAAUAUAAGAAUCGGUGUAAACAACUAAAGAAUACAUUGGCAUUGAGGGAAAAUGAAAGAUAAUAUGUACUACUGCAUCCGAAUCUAGUGCCAUGAACAAAGUCUGUAAACAGUUCAUCGAGACUCAAAACAGAUUAAGUGUCAGGCAUAAAUUAGGCAGACGAUAUGAUACAUAUGAUAAGGAGUUUGCAUUAGCUCUAUAUUAUUGUUCAACCAAGUCGUACACUCUACUUCAAAGGUUUUUUUGCUUACCUAGUUUAAGUUCUAUUUGUAGUUGGCUAAAACACUUAUAUGUGUCUCCUGGUUUAAAUAAUACUGUAUUAGAGUUACACAAUGUAUUUACAAAA
Molecule: messenger RNA, 897 nt
Organism: Leguminivora glycinivorella
Lineage: Eukaryota; Metazoa; Arthropoda; Insecta; Lepidoptera; Tortricidae
Product: 52 kDa repressor of the inhibitor of the protein kinase-like
Exons: 4
Coding region: 35-613 (192 amino acids)
Molecular function (GO): sequence-specific DNA binding
Source: RefSeq, a predicted model, not a curated record